AUGUCCCACCAGACUGGCAUCCCAGCUAGUGAAGAAGUCAAAGAAACCUUUGCCAGAGCUAGGAAUGGCCAAUACAGGUUUUUAAAAAUAGUUAUUGAAAAUGAGCAGCUUGUUGUGGGAUGUGCUAAACAACCUGGUUCAACCUGAGAAAAGGAUUAUGAUUCUUUUAUUCUCCCUCUGCUUGAAGACAGACAACCAUGUUAUCUCCUGUACAGAUUAGAUUCUCAGAAUGCUCAAGGAUAUGAAUGGAUCUUUAUUGCAUGGUCACCAGAUCAUUCUCCUGUUCGACAAAAAAUGUUAUAUGCAGCUACUCGGGCAACUUUAAAGAAAGAAUUUGGAGGUGGACAUAUUAAAGAUGAAGUAUUUGGAACAAAUAAGGAUGAUGUUUCAUUAAAUGGUUAUCAUAAAUAUUUGAUGAUUCAGUCAUCCCCUGCUCCUCUGACAACAGCUGAAGAAGAACUUCAACAAAUCAAGAUUAGUGAGGUAUUGCAUUUUGGUAUGGAAGUACAAACUGAAGUCAGUGUUGAAACUAAACAUCAAACUUUGCAAGAAGUUGCAUUUCCAGUAGCUCAGGAUGGCCUUCAGGCACUAAAAAAAUUGAAAAGCAAAGAGCUUAAUUAUGUACAGUUGCAAAUUGAUAUGAAGAAUGAAAUUAUUGUCCUGGCCAGUAUACUUCCAACUGAAUUAAAGGACUUGCCAAGACGAAUUCCUAAGAAUUCUGCACGAUACCAUUUCUUCCUCUACAAGCAUUCACAUGAAGGAGACUACUUAGAAUUCAUAGUUUUUAUCUACUCUAUGCCUGGUUAUAUGUGCAGUAUACAAGAAAGGAUGCUUUAUUCUAGCUGCAAGAAUCCUCUCCUAGAAAUUGCUGAAAGACAGCUAGGGAUACAAAUCAUUAGAAAGGUAAGACCGCAAUUCCAGACACUCUACUUCUUGACAGACCCCUGAGAUAAAGAUCUCUGCAGAUGAUAUUUCUUUUUCACACAAAAAGAGGAACAAUUUGAAACAAUAUUCAGUAGAUUUAUUACUGAAUCCAAAUGACUUUUGAAGAGAAUAAAAAUGGUUACUACCAUGUGCCACAAACAUUUGCCCAGGAAUAUUAAGCUGCUACAUUCACGUCACACUGAGAUAACAUUUUCAGUAUAUGGUAUCAAAUUAUUAAACAAUUCAGAUAAUAGUAGGAUAAUUCAACAAUGCUAUAUUUGAUAAUACCAUUCUCAAUUUUUGUUCCAUUAUCUGAUGUAAUACAUUAGGGUAAGAGAUUCAGGGGGAAAAACUUUUAAGCAUAUAAAAUAUUGUCCCUGAUGUCAUCCAUGUUCAUGUAAUUUUGUUUUUCUCACAACAAACAAAUCAGAAAUA
This is a messenger RNA of Thamnophis elegans (Western terrestrial garter snake), 1359 nucleotides long. RefSeq names its product twinfilin actin binding protein 1 (gene TWF1). The transcript is spliced from 8 exons. Lineage: Eukaryota; Metazoa; Chordata; Lepidosauria; Squamata; Natricidae. Gene Ontology annotation, biological process: regulation of lamellipodium assembly; actin filament depolymerization; barbed-end actin filament capping. The record is from RefSeq and is a predicted model, not a curated record. Gene Ontology annotation, cellular component: cytoplasm; actin filament; myofibril. Gene Ontology annotation, molecular function: actin monomer binding; actin filament binding.